AUGAGACCUUUGACCAAGUUCGUCUCAAUAGCUCACGUUCACCGUUGGACACUUCAGGACGUAAAAGAUUUUAUCUUUUAUGUCGAGAGACUUCAGUAUGAGGAAACUCAUUGCAAAAGGAUAGACGAGCUUAACCUCACUCAAAUGUGUCUUUUGAAUUUAUCGAAAGAGAAGUUGGAUUGUUGGGUUAAACUUCAAUGGAUCAAUCCGGCCCUAGCAGAUAUUUUGGAAAGCGCGAGUAUAAACUUGAAAGAGAGAAUUAUGCUUCACGCCACGAUGUUAUUGGGAAGAGCACGAUUCCAAAAGUAUCAUGAUACGAUUAUCAGCAUGUUACAUGAUGACAUUAGAUUCGGUGUCGAUAUUAUAGAACACGAAUUCCAAGGAGACUUACGUGCAUUUUGCUCCAGGGUAUGUCGCCUAGGCUAUAAAGGAGAUGACUCUGAUGAAGAAAACCAUUACGGAAAAUAUCGGAGAUUGUGUAAGAAAGAGAUAUCGCGUAUAAAUCUGAGAAAGGCCAGAAUGACGCACUCGGAAGAAAGCUCCGAAAGCGCGCCCGAGACUUCUGAGAGCGAAAUUGGAAGUGUGAGCAGCAGUGCAAAGAGCGUGAAUUAUGGGAAUCGCGAAAGUAUAGACUAUAGUGGAAGCAGUGAUGAGGAUGAUCGGCAAGAGAGACGAAUGACGGAUGAAAUGACUGAUAGCGGUAAUGAUAAGGAAAUCGAAGAAACGGGUUCGGAUAGCGAUGGAGUGAGAGGGAAUAGUGAUGCAGACAGCCGUUUUGAUAGUGACAAUCUCGCUGUAGAUGACAAUGACGCAGCGGAUAAGAAUUACCGUCUGAAACGUCGACUAACAGAAACGACUACCACAAGAGUGACUAGGCAGAUGUCUAUGAGGAGUCGUCGGGUUAAGAGUCGAAGAGGCCGUCCUAGAAAAGACGAAAGCAGAAAUGGACGCGUUGAUAAGAAGACGAGUAUCCCUGUUGUCCAUGUUUUUGCGUUUAAAG
Messenger RNA from Paraglomus occultum, 1000 nucleotides. NCBI's taxonomy places the organism in Eukaryota, Fungi, Glomeromycota, Glomeromycetes, Paraglomerales, Paraglomeraceae. The record is from the annotation of a GenBank genome assembly.